Drosophila busckii is the source of this 3669-nucleotide messenger RNA. RefSeq names its product cilia- and flagella-associated protein 57 (gene tous). The coding region runs from base 124 to 3630 and encodes 1168 amino acids. The transcript is spliced from 4 exons. NCBI's taxonomy places the organism in Eukaryota, Metazoa, Arthropoda, Insecta, Diptera, Drosophilidae. Gene Ontology annotation, molecular function: protein binding. The record is from RefSeq and is a predicted model, not a curated record.
GAGUGCUAGACACACACAAUAUACACUGAGUUAUUGUCUAAAAAUUGCAGAUUUGCAACUAAUAUUUUCAGCUGUUAGCCAACUGUUGUUAAGAAAUUUAUAUUUUUUAGUUAAUACCUCAAAAUGGAUGACAAACAACAACGCAGCUCAGGAGGCUCAGUCGUCAUACGGCCGAAGCUUAUCUAUGGUCUGCGCACCGAUGUCAUUGGCAAUGUUCACUUUAACUUGAGCCGGGAAGUCGUCUACCCCGUGGAGGGGGUGCUGGCCUUUCAUGAUUUUGUGUCUAACAAGCAGCGAUUUCUUAGGUUUCCGGAAGAUACUAGGCCAGAGGUUAUUGCGCUCAGCUCCCAUCGCAAAUUACUGGCUGUUCUGGAAAGGCAUUCCAAAAACGGUCGCUACAUAUCUAUCUACGAAUUGGCCACUCUGAAGAAACGACGUCAUCUGGAGCUGCCUGGAAACCAUCGCAAUGCAGAGGUGCAGCAGAUGAUCUUCACGCAGGAUUCGCGUGCCAUAGCCAUAGUGACCAAGCCGCCGGUGGAAAUGCUGUUCAUGUUGGUCCUAGACAAGACGAGCACCAUUAUCGAGGGCCGCGCUACGUUGCCAGGCUCCAAGGGAGGCGCCGAGUGCAUAGCGGGCAAUCCGAAUGAUUGCAGCUUUCUCGCUGUUGGUGGUGAUCGUACACUGCUGUUGCUGAGCAAGUCGGAGCGAGGCUUUAGCUUAAGCAACAACAUUAAGGUCACGUAUCGCGUCACCUCGAUGGCCUUUCUAUCAAUGGACCUGCUAAUGGUGGGUACCGAGAACGAUCAGCUGAUUUUGGUGGAGAAUGGCGAAGUGAAGCUUAGCCAGAAAGCGAGCGUGGCGGAAACAGUUGAUUUGCUGAUCGAUCAGGAGGUGUUCGAUCGCGACCGUGAGCUACAGGAGCAGCGCUUCUCCUUGCCCCAACAGGCGGCCGUGCUGGCCGAUCUUCGUGUGCUUUGCAUGACUGCCUUUGCCAAAGGCUUCGCCUUCAUUAUCUUUAACAAAGCGUUUGUUUUCGAGCGGGUGUCCAAGUUUAAGUUUGAGCGCAAGACCAUUCUGACGGUACCGAUGACACUGUACGCUGAGCCCAUGUAUCAGAUUACCAACCUGGCUAUAGACCACAAACAGGAGACAGUUAUAGUGACCACCUCGCAUGCGCAGAUCUAUGUGGGCAUACUCAUUGUGCCGGAGACUCUCAAAGCGAAGCACUUGAAGUUCGAGCCUCUGGGCGUGCUUAUACACACGGCUGAGGUUGUCGAUAUAUCCGUGUGCGCCUGGAAACCUAUCAUUAUGACGGCUUCUAGAGAUCAGACGAUACGCAUUUGGAAUUAUGAGACUGCGAAGGUGGAACUGGUGCGCAAGUUUCAGGUGGAUGUUAAUAUAGUAGAGCUGAAUUCUACUGGCCUGAUGGCAGCCAUAGGCUUCUCCGAUCAGCUACGCAUAACCCAAAUUUUUAUGGAUGACCUGAAUAUUGUCAAGACGUAUAAUUUUCCGCAUUGCAACGAUGUGCGUUAUUCGAAUUUUGGCCAUCUCAUGGCCGCUGCCUACGACAACAAUAUUACUAUUACAUCUGUAUAUAACCUGGAAGUGGUUAUAAAUCUUAAAGGACACAACGGCACGGUCCUAUCCGUAGCUUGGACUAGAACCGAUAAAUAUUUGAUAUCUGGUGGUGCCGAGGGUGCCAUUUAUCAAUGGGACAUCGAGUCGGGCGCUCGACUGCAGGAGAUUGUGCAAAAGGGCACUGAGUAUGUGACCAUCUGCUGUAGCUUCCAUGAGCCCAUGAGCAUAUUUGCGGGCACCAAUCAUGGCACAUUGCGUGAGUUCCAAAACUCGGAGCUACAAAGGGAGAUAGCCAUACCAUCGAGGAACAAAGGCUCUGUUUCGGAUAUAUGUCUAGCGCGCUCAGACCUCAUCAUGUUUAUAGCUGAUCAUGAGGGUGGGCUGUUCAAUAUGCAGCUGCCUUUCCUUGAGGCGGGCGGUGGCACUUUUAGCAACUUUCGCUUUUUUGAUGGCACUGUUAAUAAGCUGAGGCUCACCUACGACGGCACCAUGCUGGUCGCCAUUUCCAAAAACGGUACUGUGGCUAUAUGGAAUAUGGACAACAUAGAGGAAAAAGUGGCACCCAUAGAUCAGGAUUUGAUGAAAAGCCAAGAGGUUUUGAUACCCAGGACUCAGUUGAGUGAUAAAAACGAGCAAAUUGUGAACUUGGAGCUUCGCCUCAAGCAGCAGGCAGAGGAGUUUCAGUACCAACUCAGCCAGAAUGAGAUAUUCGAUGGUCAGCAGCUUCAAGAAGUGCAUCGCAGUUACUGUAGCGCAUUGGAAGAGCUCAAGGAGCUAAACAAUGAGAUUGAAUCUAGGCAUACGGAGGAGAUGAAUCUGAUUACAUUCCAGAUAAAUGAUAUGAAGCAGGACUUUCGCGCUCAGAUGGACAGCCUGUCCAAUCAAUACUCUGAGCGCAUGUUAAUAGAAUAUCAAAAGUUUACCAAUCUGCGUGAGAAUAUGCUUGAGCUGCGAGAGAGCUACGAGGAGAAGCUCAAAAACUCCACAGGCACGCUCCAGGAUACCAUUGAGGCGCUGGAGAAUGACUACAAAAAACAGUUGGACGAGCGUAAAGACUUAAUAAGAGAGCUUAUGAAGGAAAUGCAGGACAAGAAAAGCGAAUUCAUCGAAUACUGUCAAGAAGUGGAGCGUGACAAUGACCGCAACAUGGUUGCCACGCAAACAGAAUAUGAAAACAAGUUGACCGCAGAGCGUAAUGAAACGCAAAUGUGGCGCGGCAAGGCGGGCGUACUGCAAAAGAAAUAUGAAUCCCAGAGCAAAGAAAUUGACAAUCUGCUCGAAGAGGUUGAAACUUUGAAGGAGGAGCAUUAUAAGUCGCAAUCCAAGAUGGCCAAACAGCAGCGUAAUAUAGAGGAUCUACAAAAGGAUAUAUCGGACAGAGACUAUGCCAUUGGAGCCAAGGAGAAGCGUAUACAGGAGUUGCUCCACAAAAACCAAGAGCUGGACAAAUACAAGCAAGUGCUGAACCAUAAGAUUGCCGAACUCAAGGCGGAAAUAGAGCCUAGAGAGUUUCAGAUUAACGACAAGCGCAAACAUAUUAUUGAAAUGGAAAACGAAUUGGAAGGACUUAACCAAAAUAAUAUUACGUUGGAGUUGCAGCUUAAGGAAAUGCGGGACAAGUACCUAAGCAACGUAGCUGAGCUACGGACCGAAAGGCAUCGCGCCAAAUCGGCUAGAGAAUGCCUCAAUUCCAUCUGUACAGAUAUUUAUUACGUGGCCGGCGAAGUCAACACUGCAGAGGGUCUAAAAAAAGCGGUCAAAGAGCUGUUCCACAAGCAUGCCAGCGAUGAUGAGCUAAAGCGCUUUGUCACUUUGGAUGCGGAAGUACGCGACGAGUUCCUACGUCAGCGUAAGCAAAUUGAGAAUGUACUGGCGCGCUAUAAAUCUGUUGCAGAGGACAAAACAGUGCAGAAAAAGUACGACAAGCUGUUCGGGGAGAAUGUGGUGCUGCUCGACGAAAUUGAGAAGCUUCGUGAGCAGAACAAACAGUUGAACAAUCGCAUUAGGGAUGACUAUCAGAGUCGCAGGAGCCACACGAAAGAGGCCAAGUAAUGGUUUCCGUACAAAUAAAAGCCUUAAAAGCAUUUGUUA